UUAUUUUCUAAGAAUUUUUAUUUUUGAAGAAAUCUUAAAUACAACUAAAUGUUGAAAUCAAAUAAAAAACCGAUGCUCAAGAACCCCCAAAUCUAUAAGAAUGAAUUUCAAAUCCAAGAAGAUCAUGUCAUUUUAGGACCUACUUGCAAAAUGCCACUUUAUAAAGCCCCCGAUAAUGAAAACCCAGAAGAGUAUAAAAUCGUAGCAGGAGUCUAUGAGCGGCCACAUUUAAAAGCUUCCUACGAUUUCAACAUUUCCCUAGAUGUUCUAACUCAAUCCAAACGCUACAAAAGUCUAAAACCUCUGGUUAUAUUUCAAAUACUGGGCGAACGCCGUAGUUAUGGCUUUUUAAAAAAAUUUGCCAUUUUACGUUUGGAGGCAAAUUUAAAAAAACAAUUUUGCAUAUUUUGCAAAUUGAUCGAGUGUAAGGAAAAUAAAGCUAAACCAAGUGAUGAAUUGUCGCAUAGCAUAUUUAGUUGGAAUUGGAAUGACUUUCUAACACGUCGAAGACUUAAAAAUUUUGUAUGGGUUGAUGUCCUCUUAAGAACAGAAGAGAAUUGUUUGCAUAUCUAUAAAUUUCAAAAGGAUUUGGAACAAUUGCAAUUGUUUGUUGGAAAAAUAUUUGAUGGAUUAUUUUCGAAUAUGGGAGAAGAAGAUCUCGAUAUUUAUCAACAUAUUAAAAAGCCAAUAGAUGAAUCAAAAAAAGUCCUCCAUACAACGGAUUAUGUGGAAGAUGAACUUUAUGAAAAUACUAAAGAUUUGAAACAACUGAUACACAAAGAAUGCUUUAUUUCAAAUCCCAAACGCGAUUCAGAAGAGAAAUUUCUCAAAACUCACUUGGAAAAUCGGAUUUGGAAUAGCCACAUAUGGGAUCCCAUUGAAGUGCGAUUUCAAUUAAAUUGGUGCCACAAUAUUGUCAAACAAAAUCAACAUAGGAUGGAUAAUAACCUAGACAAAUAUCAAACUGAUAUUGGUCACUAUAGGCAAUUGCUCGAAUUAGAAACGUUCAUUGUUGGCAAUUGUAUGGAUUACUGUUACUCAUCCAUAGAAGUUUAUAAAAAUUGUAUAAAUGAACUUCAAGAUAAAUUUGACAAAGAAUUUGAUGUAAUGGAGAAUAGACUAACGUACAAACGUAUACAAAUUGAUAAAUUACGGGAACAACGAACAUUUUUGUCAUAUGAAAUAGAACGAUUUCACGAGAAGGAAGAGGCGAUGCGUUGGCGAAUCGAACGUGAAGAGCUGAAAAAAGAACUACAAAGAGUGAGAGAAGCUGAAGAACUAGCUGCCAAACAAAUGUUUAAGAAAAAAGGACAGAAAGGAGAGGAAGCUUCCAAAAAUUCCAAAACUAGCAAAUAGUCACGAAUUAUCAAAUGAGAAUUUAAACAAAAUAGACGGUUAGGUCAGUUAAUUCAUUAGCUGAAACACGACUAUAACUGCAGCCAGCAGCAUUUGUAGUCGUGUAGUCUUGUAGCGUGCUGUCUUCAAUGUGUUUAUGCAUUAUAUUUUACGAACAAACAAAGCAAUCUUAACAUUUGUUUGUGAUUGGCCAGGAAGAAGAAAAUACAAACAACAAUAUACAAAUGACAAUAAAAUCCGCACCGCUUCUUUUAAUUUGCAUUUUCUCUAAAAAACGGGUGCAAACUUUUGCACAUUUUUUCUUUUUU
Calliphora vicina (urban bluebottle blowfly) is the source of this 1664-nucleotide messenger RNA. RefSeq lists its product as uncharacterized. The transcript is spliced from 4 exons. The coding region runs from base 49 to 1356 and encodes 435 amino acids. Lineage: Eukaryota; Metazoa; Arthropoda; Insecta; Diptera; Calliphoridae. The record is from RefSeq and is a predicted model, not a curated record.